Molecule: messenger RNA, 1197 nt
Organism: Mugil cephalus (flathead mullet)
Lineage: Eukaryota; Metazoa; Chordata; Actinopteri; Mugiliformes; Mugilidae
Gene: eif1axb
Product: eukaryotic translation initiation factor 1A X-linked b
Exons: 7
Coding region: 146-580 (144 amino acids)
Biological process (GO): translational initiation
Cellular component (GO): cytoplasm
Molecular function (GO): translation initiation factor activity; RNA binding
Source: RefSeq, a predicted model, not a curated record
GAAGAAGUCUGACGGACUCGUCGCUGACUAGCUAGCUUUUCUUACCGUUCAGUUAGUUUAGAUCUGUGCUUUAGCUGUCUCUCGUAAACAGAUUGGCUAUUGUUUAACAGUUGGUGGACUAAAGUGACCCGAGGCGUGAGAGAAUAUGCCCAAGAAUAAAGGUAAGGGAGGAAAAAAUCGGCGACGUGGAAAGAACGAGAAUGAGUCCGAGAAGAGAGAGCUGGUGUUCAAAGAGGAUGGACAGGAAUACGCUCAGGUGAUUAAAAUGUUGGGGAACGGACGUCUGGAGGCCAUGUGCUUUGAUGGAACCAAGCGGCUUUGCCACAUCAGAGGAAAACUCCGGAAAAAGGUUUGGAUUAACACGUCGGAUAUCAUCCUAGUUGGGCUGAGGGAUUACCAGGAUAACAAAGCUGAUGUCAUCCUCAAGUACAACGCGGAUGAGGCUCGCAGUUUGAAAGCUUAUGGAGAGCUGCCAGAGCAUGCCAAAAUCAACGAGACAGACACCUUUGGACCAGGAGACGAUGACGAGAUCCAGUUCGAUGACAUUGGCGAUGAUGAUGAAGACAUUGAUGAUAUCUAAAGUCCUGCUACUGGAGGGGAAAAGUGGGAUUUUACUAGAGAUGCUCCAACUGGGAUAUUUUGAACAGUGCACACAUAAUUCAUUUUUUUUGUUUUGUUUUUAUUUUAAGAUCAGCCUAUGCCAAUCCAUGGUUCAUUAAUACACAGCAUGUUUAUUCCAGUUUGUUCACCAUCAGUAGACGUAUUUGUUGUUCUUCUAGUACAUUUCACACGAGGGAAAACACCAUCAGUACUUUGAUUUAAUGUUGAAUGAGAAAGACUGUUGCAGCAGGCUGCCUGGUAACAGAUGACUACACAGGUAGUUUGCUUUUAUUGCCUUCAUGCCGCCAGGUUGGAGACGCAGAGUAGGCUGAUCAGCAUCAUAGUUAGGAUGAUCUGGAGCAUUCCUAGAUCUUUAUAUUUUACUUCUAACAUUAAAAAAAAGGCAUAUUUGCCACCUUCAUGGAGUUUCCUUUUUUUUCUUUACUGCCUUAGAAACACUCUGUGUUGUAGAGUUUAACAUCAGGAAUAUCUCACACCAAAUGCACCAUCUUUUAAAAAUGUAUUUAUAUUAAUUUCACACUAUGUGGAAUUUAGAAACAGAAUCUCUGGAUUCGCCAAUAAAAAGAUAAACCAUGA